AUGUCUACCGUUACCUCCGACGUGGCCGUCGCGCCCAAGCUUGAGAAGAAGCCCGUCAAGUUCAGCAACUUGCUGCUCGGCGCCGGCUUGAACAUGUUCGAGGUCACCACUUUGGGUCAGCCGCUGGAAGUGAUCAAGACAACCAUGGCCGCGAAUCGAGGCGACAGCUUCGCCGGCGCAAUGGGUCGGAUUUGGGGUCGUGGCGGGAUCCUCGGUUAUUACCAAGGACUCAUUCCGUGGGCCUGGAUUGAGGCCUCCACCAAGGGCGCCGUGCUCCUCUUCGUGGCCUCCGAGGCCGAGUACCAGGCUCGCUCCCUGGGAGCGAACCAGUUUGUUGGUGGCAUCGCUGGUGGUAUGGUCGGAGGUAUUGCCCAGGCAUAUGCUACCAUGGGGUUCUGCACCUGCAUGAAGACCGUGGAGAUCACCAAGCACAAGAUGGCCGCUGCGGGUGUCAAGCCCCCUAGCACCUUUGCCACCUUCAUGGAUAUCUAUCGCAAGGAGGGUAUUCGUGGAAUCAACCGUGGUGUCAACGCCGUCGCCAUCCGUCAGACCACCAACUGGGGUUCCCGUUUCGGUCUGUCCCGUCUGGCCGAGUCGGCCAUUCGUAAGGUCACCGGCAAGGAUGACACCCAGAAGCUCUCCGCUUGGGAGAAGGUGCUUGCAUCCGGUCUUGGUGGUGGUCUCUCGGCUUGGAACCAGCCCAUUGAGGUCAUUCGUGUCGAGAUGCAGAGCAAGACUCAGGAUCCCAACCGCCCCAAAAACUUGACUGUCGGCAAGACCUUCAAGUACAUCUACGACAGCAAUGGUCUCAAGGGUCUCUACCGUGGUGUCGCUCCCCGUAUUGGCCUGGGUAUCUGGCAGACUGUCUGCAUGGUGGCUCUUGGUGACAUGGCCAAGGAAGCUGUCGAGAAGCUGACUGGCGAGACUGUUACCGCUAAGCACUAG
This is a messenger RNA of Penicillium diatomitis, 945 nucleotides long. Its product is annotated as putative mitochondrial DNA replication protein (Yhm2). Gene Ontology annotation, cellular component: mitochondrion. Bases 1 to 945 code for a protein of 314 amino acids. The transcript has 4 exons. The record is from RefSeq and is a predicted model, not a curated record. Gene Ontology annotation, biological process: alpha-ketoglutarate transport; mitochondrial citrate transmembrane transport. Gene Ontology annotation, molecular function: tricarboxylate secondary active transmembrane transporter activity. Lineage: Eukaryota; Fungi; Ascomycota; Eurotiomycetes; Eurotiales; Aspergillaceae.